Molecule: messenger RNA, 2302 nt
Organism: Pocillopora meandrina
Lineage: Eukaryota; Metazoa; Cnidaria; Anthozoa; Scleractinia; Pocilloporidae
Source: the annotation of a GenBank genome assembly
GCCAUAAAACCCCAGUUUCAGCAUCCAGACCGAAUGGCGAAGGUAAAAUCACAAUAUCCGGAGGGGGAUAAGUUCAAGCUAAUAUGUGACGCCAUAGGAACGCCAGGUCCAACGGUCACAUGGUACAAGGGUAAAGAUAUAUAUCUUGGUCAUAGAUCUGACGAGACGAUAACACCAGGGCGUUAUGACUAUGAAAUAUAUUUCAACGGGGUGGAUAUCAAAGACAAAGGAAAUUACAUAUGCGUUGUGAAAAACUCAUAUGGUACUUUGGUUCAUUCAUACGUCUUUGACGUGAAGGGUAAGUGACAUGGAAUGGCGAUGAUUGCUAUUAUAAAAUCACAUGUUUGUUUAAUUAAAGGACAUUGUCCAAUAACGAUGAUUCGUGGCUAAAAUGUAAGUUAGUUCAGGUAAGAUGUGAUUGAGCAAGCAUGCUGAGGUAAAGGGAUUAUGUUACAUUAAAAUCCAACCUAGACUCUCUGCUAAAAAGGUCAGGAAGUGACCAGGAUUAAAUUGAGUCAAAUUACAAAUAUUCAAUUGGAGAAACGGUGGCCUGACGGUUCACGCUCUGGUCGGUUUUGUUACAGGAGAACGACGUCACUCGUAUCAUUUCAUGGAAGCGAGACCACUUGAUAAAGGAGUUAUGGGAAAUGAAAAUUGAAAAAAAAAUGGAAUGAAUAGUAUUCGGAAAACAGGAUACCCAUACCUUUCUAAACGGAACCUUGGAACUAUUUCUACAGUUUCAGUUUGCUAGUGAGAACAAUGCACGACACUUCUUGUAAAUUGCAUUCAAUACUUGAUCAUGUGGGGUGGAAGGGAAAUUCCCUUUAAAAAAAAAAACUGGUCAUUAUUUCAUUUAGAACCGUGGAUUUGAUAUCUAUGCACAUUACCACUACUGGUCUUGAUUUAAUUUUUUCCCAAAAUUUUUCAGCUCCUUCAGGUUGCAACCUCAACAGAUCAAUGUGCAGUUUUACCCAGGCCAGCACCCAGGGCGGGAUUGAUGAACUAACUUGGACGCGUGAGCCUGGAACUCUUUCCUUUGACGAAGAACACCUUGUUAAUCACACUGGAUAUGUUAAAGCAGCGGUGAUCAAAAGUAACAUUUACUUCCUGUGGAUACUUAGAUAUAUUUUGUAAAAAGAUAUUUCUGCAAAGAAAAGUUUUCUUUUCAAUUACGCGUCGGCGAGACCUCACUGUGAAAUUAUUUUGAGAUGUCAAUCAUCUUUUGUCUUGUCUUCGGAUCUACUGGGCAUUUAAUUCACUGAUUGAAAUGAUAAAAUUCCCUCUCUUCAAAAUUUUUAUCUUGUUCCCAUUGCACAUUAAGGAUCUUUCUGCUUGGAAGAGUUUUAUUUGUUUAUCAUGCGUCCACGAAAGGCCUUCGUGAAAUAAAAAUUGUCUUCUGUAGUGUCGAGGUAAGCACUGAAAAAUUAUUUCUUCGGUUCUGUUGAAAACAGCUGGCUAAUGUACGAUAAAAUUCUCUUUUUUCAAAGGGAAGUGUUUUUGUUAAGGUUUCUUAGAUAAACUGAUCACAUUCUCUUGUUCUAAAAGGAAAAGUUUUCUAUUAACCCUUUUACCUCCCAUGAGUGACCAACAGAGAAUUUCUCCUUAAAAUAUCAACACAAUAUCAGGCAUAGAAGUGAUGAGAAUAAAGUAAAAUAUCAAUUAGGGGAUUAUUAGUUGAUCCAGUUCCAAAUUCUCCCAAUUGGUCUCAUAAUUAUUGUAUGUCAGAUAGUAAAGAGAAUUACCAAUGAGAUCUAAGGAGUUAAAGGGUUAAGCGGGCGAGGGGCCAUGAUGAACGAGUGAUUUUGGAAAAAACGUCACGGCAACCACAUCUUGGGUGUUGUCAGCACAAAAUAAUUUUUUUCGAGUGCACUCUUCUUUAUUUAGUGUAUGCUGCUUAGGGUUAGUGAUUAAAACUCUAAUUCCAAUUAUUGAGAGAAAGCAUGAUGGUUUUAAAUGCUGUGUACACUACAGAGAUUUCGUUGUUGGAGUACCUUUUCGUGAAAAUACGGUCAACAGUGUUUACAAGUCUAGAAAAACAAUAGCAGUCGUGUCUAAAAACUUUUUCAACAGCAAUUAUAGUGGUUCUGAGAUGGAUUACGCCCUCCAUCGACUUAUGGAAAGGAAAGAUGAUAGUGUAGUCGUCAUCAAACUUGAUGACGUUGACAGAGGAAAACUCCCCAAGGAGUUGCGAAAAAGGAGUUAUAUUGACUAUCCAAAGACUGUUGAAAAGGAUCACUGGGAAAGAAAACUAGUUAAUUGUUUAAAGACCCCAAACAGUCAGCUACAGGAACAGAUUUUGUAA